AUGGAAGAGGAUUACCUGAUUCGCUCUCUCACGAUGACCUUCUCCUCUCCAGCGACAUGUUCCACAGAUGAGUUGCCAAACCUGCUGGAGUGGGUGAAGCCCAACUACCGGCAGCAGGUGCAAAACUGGAUCCAGUCCCAUGCCAACGCGCACUUCGCCGGAGAAAGCUGCAAGGAGCUUCCGCUGCGAGGGGUCAAGAUGAUCUCACCCUUCUCAUCGAGUUCCUCCUUGCUGGUUGCAGAGCUGCAGGUGAGUCAAAUCACGGAGGGGGAGGGAGAAGACUGGGGCACCUGCUCCGACUCCUCCACGCCCGACAUGUACAUGGAUCUCGAGCUUCGACAGCUUUUUGCACUCUAA
Molecule: messenger RNA, 357 nt
Organism: Effrenium voratum
Lineage: Eukaryota; Dinophyceae; Suessiales; Symbiodiniaceae
Source: the annotation of a GenBank genome assembly